AUGAAGGCCACCAAACAUGAGGAUGCACCAGAGAGUGAAUGGAAGGAUUGGAAUUGGAAGUCAGAAGGAGACCUAAUGUUGAACGGAGCAUUUUUUACGGGGUCAGGCGCCAGAGACUCCUCGAGCUAUGCUAAGGCUUCAAGCUUGAGUGCAAGACCAUCUUCCCUAGUCGGUUCGAUUACCAUGGCUGCGGGUGCACUUAACUGCAGGAAGGGUUCUCCUUGCUGA
Messenger RNA from Ilex paraguariensis (yerba mate), 228 nucleotides. NCBI's taxonomy places the organism in Eukaryota, Viridiplantae, Streptophyta, Magnoliopsida, Aquifoliales, Aquifoliaceae. The record is from the annotation of a GenBank genome assembly.